This is a messenger RNA of Onthophagus taurus, 1186 nucleotides long. Its product is annotated as phospholipid scramblase 1. Gene Ontology annotation, cellular component: plasma membrane. The record is from RefSeq and is a predicted model, not a curated record. Gene Ontology annotation, biological process: plasma membrane phospholipid scrambling. Gene Ontology annotation, molecular function: phospholipid scramblase activity. Lineage: Eukaryota; Metazoa; Arthropoda; Insecta; Coleoptera; Scarabaeidae.
GUGCGAAAACAAUUAAGACGUGAAUCAAUAAAUAAAAGAUAAGAUAACGUUUUGUUAUCGACCGAUCGUAGCAGUAACAUUCCUUGUGCAAUACUGUAACCCAACACAAACAUAAUUUCAGCGGGGAAUCAUGUUUUCCACCAACAGGCAAGGGUCUAACGAUCCUUUUGAUGACCAUGUUACAGAUAUAGAUUUAUCUGUUUUUAAUUCACCGUUGAGUGAUUCAAGCAUUAGAGAAACUACAACAUUUUUGGAUACACCGGAUCCAAUUCCAAUAGUGGAUCAACCAAGCUUGGAAAGUAACUAUCCAGGAAGUAGAAGACCAAUUCCCGUCGCAACAAUCGAUUGGCAAUCAUCAAGAGAUGGUCAAUUUAUUCCCAGGAACGGAUUAGAUUUUUUAAAUGGCGUCGAUAAAUUAUUUAUCCAACAGACUGUAGAAUUAAACGAACUACUUGCAAAUGUUGAUUCAGAAAAUAGAUAUACAAUAAAAGUACCAAGAGGUGAAACACUUUAUUAUGCAAGCGAAUCAUCGACGAAUUUCCAAAGAUUUUGUUGUGGAUCAAGUAGAGCAUUUACGAUGCGUCUUUUUGACCAAACUCAACAAGAAGCGAUUGAAUUUCGGCGACGUUUAGCAUUCGGAAACUGUUCGUUUUGGUGUUAUCUUCAAGUAUUGGAAAUUUGGCUUCCUCCCGGUGAACUUGUUGGUUAUGUUAAACAACAAAUGACGUUAUCACAACCAAUUUUUCUCGCUUAUAAUCGACACGGAAAUGUUGCUUAUAAAAUUGAAGGUCCAUCUGAUAGUUGUAUGUGCAUUUCUAAUGGAAAGGAUAAACAUUUUAAGAUAUUUAAUCCCGAGGGUACCACGCAAUUAGGAAGUGUUAAUUAUCAAUGGGAUCAAGUACAAACUGAUUAUAUCAUGUGUGUACAGUUUCCAUCAAGUAGUAUUGAUGAUAGAUUAAAAGCCAUUUUAUUGGGAGCUGCAUUUUUAUUGGAAUAUAUGUAUUUUGAAAGAUCUAAAAUAACUGGAUGCUUAAGGUGUAGCUGUUAAGUAAAGAAGACGAUAUUAAAAUAUUAAAACGGAAGAUGUAACAAUAAAAUAAAUAUAUUUUAAUACUUUUAAAAAUUGUGAAUUAAAAAUAAUAAUGUACGUUUCACCAAAUAUAAAUAUUCUGCUUAUCAAACGUUA